Molecule: messenger RNA, 177 nt
Organism: Anisakis simplex (herring worm)
Lineage: Eukaryota; Metazoa; Nematoda; Chromadorea; Rhabditida; Anisakidae
Source: the annotation of a GenBank genome assembly
AUGUAUUUUUGGAGUUUUAGCUCUGGAAAUGGCAAAGAAGCAUUCAGAAGGGUGACGCUUCCGGGCGGUGGAUCGGUGGAUUUCAUGAAGUUGACAAUUGAGCGUGCAAUGCGAAUGGGUCAUGUCUUACAAGUGUUGAUACUGCCGGAUCGUACGCCGAUCGAAACUGACGAACAA